Aethalodelphis obliquidens (Pacific white-sided dolphin) is the source of this 3446-nucleotide messenger RNA. RefSeq names its product sulfatase 1 (gene SULF1). Lineage: Eukaryota; Metazoa; Chordata; Mammalia; Artiodactyla; Delphinidae. The record is from RefSeq and is a predicted model, not a curated record. Gene Ontology annotation, cellular component: cell surface; endoplasmic reticulum; Golgi apparatus. Gene Ontology annotation, molecular function: glycosaminoglycan binding; calcium ion binding; N-acetylglucosamine-6-sulfatase activity. The transcript is spliced from 23 exons. Gene Ontology annotation, biological process: positive regulation of vascular endothelial growth factor production; positive regulation of Wnt signaling pathway; heparan sulfate proteoglycan metabolic process. Bases 716 to 3325 code for a protein of 869 amino acids.
GGUGUGUUAUGAUAAUAAUACGCGGGCUUAUAUAACCCUCUGCAUCUCGCAAGAACUUCACAGACUGGCCUUAAUGCAUCCCCGGGCCCGUGUCAGGCUGGGCGGCUGGAGCGGCUAAUAGGAAACCCCGACCCGAGGCGCCGAGACCAGGAGGGAGGGCAGAGGGGGUCAGAGGCCGGGCCUUCCCGGCCCCUUGCGCCCGGAGGUCAGGGAGAUAAGGAACAAUGACUCUCGCCCCCAGAAGGAGGAAGGAAGCCCCGCUCCCACCUUAUCUCUGCUCCUCCGCAAGCUCCCAGUUCCCAGAGCUUGUUCUCCAGAGAAGAUUUUAAAGGCGACUUUUGUGCUGACGGCCAGCCACCAUCAUCUGAGGAAGGUGAAUUUGGCAAAUGACAUGCAGGUUCUCCAAGACAGAAUAAUUGCAGAAAAUCUUCAAAGGAAGAAGUAAAGUAAAUACGAGAAAGAAAAGAAUAACCCAGAACACUGAUUGGGUUCCAGGGAAUGUUACCAGCAUCUUGAUAGUCAAGAAUUUUCAGUUGCGUGUGUGACUGAUUAUUUAAACCAAGCGCUGCUGUUCGCUCCAUACAGACCCCAUCUGCAGAUGUCCUGAAUACCUCUGAGUAUAGCAGUUGAUUAUUCAACCAGGAUACCUAAUUCAAGAGCUGCAGGAACCAGAAGACAGACAUUUUGUCAGUUUUGCGACAUUGGACCAAGCACAAUGAAGUAUUCUUGCUGUGCUCUGGUUUUGGCUGUGCUGGGCACACAGCUACUGGGGAGCCUCGGUUCAACCAUCAGAUCCCCGAGGUUCAGAGGCCGGAUACAGCAGGAGCGGAAAAACAUCCGACCCAACAUCAUUCUCGUGCUCACUGAUGAUCAAGACGUGGAGUUGGGGUCCCUGCAAGUCAUGAACAAAACCAGAAAGAUUAUGGAGCGCGAGGGGGCCACCUUCACCAACGCCUUCGUGACGACGCCCAUGUGCUGCCCGUCCCGCUCGUCUAUGCUCACGGGCAAGUACGUGCACAACCACAACACCUACACCAACAAUGAGAACUGCUCCUCGCCCCCCUGGCAGGCAGUGCACGAGCCGCGGACUUUUGCUGUCUAUCUGAACAGCACCGGCUACAGAACAGCCUUUUUUGGAAAAUACCUCAAUGAAUAUAAUGGCAGCUACAUCCCUCCUGGGUGGCGAGAAUGGCUUGGAUUAAUCAAGAAUUCUCGUUUCUAUAAUUACACUGUUUGUCGCAAUGGCAUCAAAGAAAAGCAUGGAUUUGAUUAUGCAAAGGACUACUUCACAGACUUAAUCACUAACGAGAGCAUUAAUUACUUCAAAAUGUCUAAGAGAAUGUAUCCCCAUAGGCCCAUUAUGAUGGUCAUCAGCCACGCGGCGCCCCACGGCCCCGAGGACUCAGCCCCACAGUUUUCAAAACUGUACCCCAAUGCUUCCCAACACAUAACUCCUAGUUAUAAUUAUGCACCAAAUAUGGACAAACACUGGAUAAUGCAGUACACGGGACCCAUGCUGCCCAUCCACAUGGAAUUCACAAACGUUCUACAUCGCAAACGGCUUCAGACUUUGAUGUCAGUGGAUGACUCUGUGGAAAGGCUGUAUAAUAUGCUUGUGGAAACGGGGGAGCUGGAGAACACUUACAUCAUCUACACUGCCGACCACGGUUACCAUAUCGGGCAGUUUGGACUGGUCAAGGGGAAAUCCAUGCCAUAUGACUUUGAUAUCCGUGUGCCUUUCUUUAUUCGUGGUCCAAGUGUAGAACCAGGAUCGAUAGUCCCACAGAUUGUUCUAAACAUUGACCUGGCCCCUACCAUCCUGGACAUUGCUGGGCUCGACGCACCUCCUGACAUAGACGGCAAGUCUGUCCUCAAACUCCUGGACCAGGAAAAGCCAGGUAACAGGUUUCGAACAAACAAGAAGGCCAAAAUUUGGCGUGAUACAUUCCUCGUGGAAAGAGGGAAAUUGCUACGUAAGAAGGAAGAAUCCAACAAGAAUAUCCAACAGUCCAAUCACUUGCCCAAAUAUGAGAGGGUCAAAGAACUGUGCCAGCAGGCCAGGUACCAGACAGCCUGUGAACAACCUGGGCAGAAGUGGCGGUGUGUCGAGGACGCGUCUGGCAAGCUUCGGAUUCACAAGUGCAAGGGGUCUGGUGACCUGCUUGCCGUCCGGCACAGCACGAGGCCCCUCUUCUCUCGCAGCUUCCACGACAAUGACAAAGAGUGCAAUUGUGGAGAUGCCGGUUAUCGGGCCAGCAGAAGCCAGAGAAAGAGUCAGAGGCAGUACCUAAGGAACCAGGGGACCCCGAAGUACAAGCCCAGAUUUGUCCAUACCCGGCAGACGCGCUCCUUGUCAGUCGAAUUUGAAGGCGAAAUAUAUGACAUAAACCUGGAAGAAGAAGAACUGCAAGUCCUGCGACCACGAAACAUUGCCAGGCGUCACGAUGAAGGUCGCCAAGGGCCCAGAGGCCGCCAGGCCACCAGCGGCGGUGAUGGGGACGCGAUGCUGGCCGACAGCGGCAAUGCCGUGGGCCUGCCCGCCACUGUCCGAGUGACGCACAAAUGCUUUAUUCUUCCAAAUGAUACAAUCCAUUGUGAGAGAGAACUUUAUCAAUCAGCCAGAGCCUGGAAGGACCACAAGGCGUACAUUGAUAAAGAGAUUGAAGCUUUGCAAGAUAAAAUUAAGAAUUUAAGAGAGGUGAGAGGACAUCUAAAGAGAAGGAAACCUGAGGAGUGUGGCUGCAGUAAACAGAGCUAUUACAACAAAGAGAAAGGUGUGGAAAAGCAAGAGAAAUUAAAGAGCCACCUUCACCCAUUCAAAGAAGCCGCUCAAGAAGUAGACAGCAAACUGCAGCUUUUCAAGGAGAACCGCAGGAGGAAGAAAGAGAGGAAGGAGAAGAAACGGCAGCGGAAGGGUGAGGAGUGCAGCCUUCCUGGCCUCACCUGCUUCACGCAUGACAACAACCACUGGCAGACGGCGCCGUUCUGGAACCUGGGCUCUUUCUGUGCUUGCACGAGUUCUAACAAUAACACCUACUGGUGUUUGCGGACAGUUAACGACACGCAUAAUUUUCUCUUCUGUGAGUUCGCCACUGGCUUUUUGGAGUAUUUUGAUAUGAAUACUGAUCCUUAUCAGCUCACAAAUACCGUGCACACAAUAGAACGGGGCGUUUUGAAUCAGCUACACAUGCAGCUGAUGGAGCUCAGGAGCUGUCAAGGGUAUAAGCAGUGCAACCCAAGACCUAAGGGCCUAGAAGUUGGAAAUAAAGAUGGAGGAAGCUAUGACCUGCACAGAGGACAGUUAUGGGACGGAUGGGAAGGUUAGUCAGCCCAGUCUCACUGCAGACGUCAACUGGCAAGGCCUGGAGGAUCUAUACAGUGUGAAUGGAAGCAUCUACGAGGACAGACCGAACUAUAGACUUAGUCUGGUUGACUGGACUAAUUAC